Polyodon spathula (Mississippi paddlefish) is the source of this 11746-nucleotide messenger RNA. RefSeq names its product microtubule-associated protein 1B-like. NCBI's taxonomy places the organism in Eukaryota, Metazoa, Chordata, Actinopteri, Acipenseriformes, Polyodontidae. The record is from RefSeq and is a predicted model, not a curated record. Gene Ontology annotation, cellular component: microtubule associated complex; microtubule; neuronal cell body. The transcript has 7 exons. Gene Ontology annotation, biological process: regulation of microtubule depolymerization; axonogenesis; microtubule cytoskeleton organization. Bases 69 to 8624 code for a protein of 2851 amino acids. Gene Ontology annotation, molecular function: actin binding; microtubule binding.
UUCAGUGCUUACUCCCCGUCUGGCGUUAGCGGAUUCAUUCUCACAGUUACAGAUUGGGGGCUGUGAGGAUGGCGACGAUAGUGGAAGCAGCAGCAGUAGACUCUGAGCCUACUUGUAGUAGCAAUGCAGUAGCGUCUCCAUCAUCUUCAAACCUUUCCCACCGGUUUCUCGACAAUAAAUUCUAUUUGCUGGUGGUUAUUGGAGAGAUUGUUACCGACGAACAACUGAGGUGUGCCAUUGCAGAUAUACAGCGAGGAAUCCGCUCUUGGGACACAAACCUCAUUGAAUGCAACUUAGAUGACGAACUGAAACUCUUUGUUUCUCGACAUUCUGCACGAUUUUCGCCUGAUGUUAGAGGUCAGAAAAUCCUGCACCACAAAAGCGAUGUCCUGGAAACAGUGGUUCUCAUGAACCCAUCAGAUGAAGCUGUCAGCACAGAGGUGCGAUUGAUGAUCACAGACACUGCUAGACAUAAACUACUGGUUCUGUCAGGACAGUGCUUUGAAAACACAGGGGAACUCAUACUGCAGUCUGGAUCAUUCUCCUUUCUGAACUUCAUAGACAUCUUUACUGAUCAGGAGAUUGGUGAAUUGCUUAGCACCAUACAUCCUGCGAACAAAGCAAGCCUAACCCUGUUCUGCCCUGAGGAGGGGGAUUGGAAGAACUCAAACCUGGACAAACACAAUCUGCAGGACUUCAUCAACAUGAAGCUCAACUCGUCCUCUAUACUGCCUGAAAUGGAAGGACUUUCAGAGUUUACAGAAUACCUCUCAGAGUCUGUAGAGAUUUCAUCUCCAUUCGACAUCCUAGAACCACCAACCUCAGGGGGCUUUUUAAAGCUCUCAAAGCCAUGCUGCUAUAUUUUCCCCGGUGGGAGAGGAGACUCGGCCCUGUUUGCGGUCAACGGAUUCAACAUGCUCAUUAAUGGAGGGUCAGAUCGCAAGUCCUGUUUCUGGAAGCUUGUGAGACACCUGGAUAGAGUGGACUCAAUACUUCUGACACACAUUGGAGACGACAACCUUCCUGGAAUCAACAGCAUGCUGCAGCGGAAAGUAGCAGAACUAGAAGAAGAGCAGUCACAGGGAUCUACUGCCAAUAGUGACUGGAUGAAAAAUCUCAUCUCCCCCGACCUGGGAGUGGUGUUUCUAAAUGUUCCUGAGGACCUGAAGAACCCAGAACCGAAUUUUAGGGUCAGAAGAAGCAUUGAGGAGGCUAGUCUUACACUGCAAUACUUGAAUAAAUUAUCUUUAAAACCAGAACCACUUAACAGAGGUGUCGGAAAUGAUAUAGAUCCUAUCAUUCUCUUUCAGAAAAUGGGAGUGGGACGAUUAGAAAUGUAUGUGCUAAACCCAGUUAAAAACAGCAAGGAGCUGCAGUAUUUUAUGAAGCAGUGGACUGGCAGCAGUAAAGACAAAGCCUCUGUCUUGCUCCCGAGUGGCAAAGAAUCUGAGAUUCCAGUCUCUUACUUAACCUCAAUUUCGUCGUUGAUUGUAUGGCAUCCAGCUAACCCCACUGAAAAGAUAGUACGUGUUCUGUUUCCAGGCAAUGCAUCUCAACACAAUAUACUAGAAGGCUUGGAAAAACUUAAGCAUCUGGACUUCCUAAAGCAGCCAGUGGUCAGCCAGAAAGAGCUAACUGCAAACAUCGCUGCACCAGGUCUGAAACAAGCUAAGCUGAAACACAAGACGGACAGUAUUGAAAGUCUAAAACCAACAUCCAGACCAUCAUCAAGCAGAGGAGUUAGGAAAGAAUCAAAAGAAGAGCCGUCAGAGGCAGCAAAAGCAGACACACAAGAAAAGACCCAAACAACAGAGAAAAAGGUAAAAACAACCGUGAAAAAAGAAAAACCAAAGCCACCGGUGACAGAGAAAGAGGCCAAGUCAAAAUUAGAGCAACCACUUCCAACAGAAACCCCAGACAAGCGCAAGGCUGACAUAAAACCAAAAGUGGUAAAGGAAAGGGUAGUUAAAAAGGAGGCCAAGGCCCAGAAAUCUGAAGAAAAGAAAAAAGAAGAAGUAAAGAAGGAGGCAGCUAAGAAAGAAGUAAAAAAGGAAGAAAUAAAGGAGUUGAAAAAAGACCUGAAAAAGGAAGUGAAAAAGGAAGGAAAGAAAGAGGUGAAGAAGGAAACACCAAAGAAGGAGGUUCCAAAAGAAGAGAAGAAAGAACUGAAAAAAGAAGACAAAGACCUUAAAAAGGACAUGAAGAAAGCACCGAAAGACAUGAAGAAAACAGCCACCCCUCAGGCUGAUGCCAAAAAGCCUGUGCCAAAACCAAAAGUCCAAAAGAAAGAAGAGUCAUCAAGGAAGGAUCUAGGAAGCCCAGGAAAAACCAAAGAGAAGGGAAAGAUCAAGAGUACCAAGAAAGACAACAAGCCCAGUGAGUCCAAACUUGUUGCCGCUGCAGCAGCCGGGGCGAUGGCUAGUGUAGCAGCUGUGACAGCCACAGUGGAGGCUCUUGAAGCUGAACGGUCACUUAUGUCUACACCCGAGGAUCUCACUAAAGACUUUGAAGAACUCAAAGCUGAACAAAUAACAGAAGAUGUAGAGAGCAAACCACUGCAUGAGCAACCAGCAGAAGAUGAAGAAGCUGUCAUGGUGCAACAUGAGGAAAUAAUGGUCAUCAAAGAAUCUGAGGAGCCUGUUGAAUCUCCUGAUGAAGGGAUAACAACCACAGAAGCUGAGGGAGAGUGCGGACAGACCCCCGAUGAACUGGAGUCCCGAGAGAACAUUAAUGAUGACAUCAAUGAGAAGUUUGAAGAUGAGGGCACUGGUUUUGAAGAAUUGUCAGAAGCUGGAGACUAUGAAGAAACAGCAGAGACUGAGGAGGUAGAACAGGAGGAGGAAGUUGUGGAGGAAAGGACAGAGAAGAAGCAUGAUAAUGUGAUCAAGGGAGAAUUAGUUGAUACAGAAGCAAAAGAUCUUGCUGAAGCAGAUGAACAAACCAAACCUGAACAUGUGUUGGAAAAGGGAAAAUCCAGGGAUUCUGAAUCAGGAGAGGAUCAAGCAGAGGAAGAUUUAGAAGAAACACUUGUAAAGGAAGGGGAAGAAUCUGAGGAAGAAGAGGCAGAAGAGGAUGAAGAUAAAGGUAUUAAAAGAGAAGGCGAUGUAGAUGAAGCUGAACGAGACACAAGAGAUUUUGAGAUUGAGGAAACAAAGGAAAAACACAGUCUGCCUGCUACAACUCCACCCAAAAUGCCUGCACCUCAGUCCCCUGUCAUUGAGCAUGCAUCUAUUCAUGAUGAAACUCUACCAGCUGGUUCUGAAAGUGAAGCCACAGUGUCUGAUGAAGAGAAUCGUGAAGAACCACCUGAAGAAUUCACAGCAACUUCAGGUUAUACACAGUCUACAAUUGAGAUUUCCAGUGAGCCGACACCAAUGGAUGAAAUGUCAACACCAAGAGAUGUUAUGAGUGACGAGACCACCAAUGAGGAAACCGAGUCUCCUUCUCAGGAGUAUGUGAAGUUUGGAAUGACAGCUUACUCCAGUGAGCAGGACAGAACCAAACUCUCUCCUCUUCCUGAUAGCUUUAAUGAAUACUCGUCAGAUCAUUCGAAGAGCGAAGCCACUGAAGGUAAUGUUUAUCAUCAUUCAGCCUCUACAAUAUCGCCACCUUCAUCAAUAGAGGAAGACAAAGUCUACAAAACACUGCCUAGUGAAAUCCUUACUCCCAAAGAAAACGAAAGUGAAUACGGGUUACACCUGGAUACUCGGGAUAAAUUGUUUCUUGACACAAGAUCUAGUCCCGCUCCUCUCUCACCUCAAGCAAAAACACCUACAAGUGAGCGUAGUGUAAACUUUGAUUUAACUCCAACCGCAAUUGCAGCACCAAUUGAACUGGGAACCACCCUUUCUGAAGUCACCAGUGAUGUGAUGGAUCACUCUGCCAGUCCAGAUGACAAGACCUUAGAAGUUGCUUCUCCUACACAAUCUGUUCCUGGAAGUGCAGGUCACACACCCUAUUACCAGUCACCUGUGGAUGAAACGACAAGCUCUGUGCCCGCUACUGGAAAGACCCCAGGUCCAAUUAUAGUCGAAGUAACUGAUGAAAAAGGUGAACCUUCAAACAACAGAGUUAGUCCAAUGGAUGAACCUGUACCUGAUUCUGAGUUCCCUGUUGAAAAGGUCUUGUCUCCUCUUCGUAGUCCACCGCCACUGGGAUCUGGAUCUCCAACAGAAGGGUCACCAAAUGCUGAUGCAAAGUCACCCUUUGACAUUUCUGAACCAUCAUUAGAUGUCAAGCAUGGUAACAAUAAGUCACCCAGUAGCUUAAAUCCCUUUGUCGACUGUUCUUCAGCGAGUUCAGUUAGUGUUUUACAGGAAAAGCAAGAAGCAGCUUGUCUGGAUUUGGAACCUGGAAAAGACAGUUUCAGCCCGGAGAACAAACUGCAGGAUAAUGCAUCUGCUGGAAGCAAAAGCUUGGAAGCUUUUCAAGAAAUUAAACCAUCUACUGAUCUGUCACCCAUUUCAGUUGAUGCUAACCAGUUUGGUUCUUUCAAAGAGGAGAGUAAAAUGUCAAUUUCCGAAGAAACAACAUCAGACAAAUCAGCCACUCCAGCUGACGAGGUUGUAGCAGAGGACACAUUUUCUCAUAUCGAAGGAGUGGCCUCCACGUCAACUGCCUCUCUCGCUACAAGCUCAUUCCCUGAACCCACAGCAGAUGAUGUCUCUCAUUCGCUCCAUGCUGAAGUGGGCUCCCCACAUUCAACUGAAGUAGAUGACUCUUUGUCUGUAUCUGUAGUACAGACACCCACAGCAUUCCAGGAUACAGAGAUAUCUCCAUCUAAAGAAGAGUGCCCAAGACCAAUGUCACUUUCUCCAGAUUUCUCACCUAAAAUAACAAAAUACAGAGCCCCAAUACAGGACAGGUCCCCAGAGCAGUCCACCAUGUCAGUAGAAUUUGGUCAGGAGUCUCCUGAUCAUUCUUCAGCUUUAGACUUCAGCAAACAGUCCCCUGAACAUCCAGCAGUCAGUGCAAACCUUCACAUCACUGAGAAUGGACCCACUGAAAUUGAAUACAGUCCUUCUGAAAUGCCAUAUACCAAAUUUGCAGAGCAAUCCAUGCUGCCAGUUGAGAAACCCAUACUUUUCCAGGGAGAAAGUUCUCCACAUGUAGCUUUAACAUCUCCAAAAGAGUCUCGUCUGCCCACCCCACCUGCUCACUCUCCAUCACAAGUAACAGAACCAUGUGCUGUUUCAUCAUUUGUCAGUGGUGGUUCACUGGCCUCAGAGAGUUUGACACAUACGUUUGAGGAAUCUUUACAGCAACAGGACAGAGAGUCUCCUGUUACACCCAGAGCAGCAUCCCCUACCCACUCACCACAUUCCUCUGAUUCAUCAUUAAUCUUAGGAAGCUCACUAGUACCAGAAAGCAUGUCCUAUAAGGCAGAGGAACCUUCACAAAUGCAGGAGAAGUCUCCUACCACCCCAAAAGCAGGCUCUCCUGCAUGCUCUCCACUUUCUUCAGAUUCCUCAUUUAUUAUGGAAAGCUCAAUUACACCUCAAAGUUUGCCAGUUAAAGUUGAAGAACCUUCACAACAACAGGACAAGUUUUCAGUCAGUCCCAAAGAAGCUUCCCCUGCAUACUCAGCACUGUCCCCUGAAUCGGCAUUGUUAUUAGGAGGCUUAGUGCCUGCAGGAAGCCUAUCACUAAAAGCAGAGGAACUUCCCAAACAUCAAGACCAGUCUCCUGUUAGUCCAAAAGCAGCUCCCCCUGCAUACUCACCACUUUCCACUGAUUCAUCGUUGUUCUUAGGAAGUUCAGUUGCUCCAAGAAGCUUACCAAUAGAAACAGAAGAACUUACAGAAUAUCAAGACAAGUCUCCUGUUAGUCCCAAAGUUUCUCCUCCUGCUUACUCACCACUUUCUUCUAGUUCAUCAUUUUUAUUAGGAAGCUCAGUAGAUCCUAAAAGUGUUUCAAUUAAAGAUGAUGAACCUACCCAAAAGCAAGACGAGUCUCCGGCUAGUUCCAAAGCAGCUUCGCCAGCAUACUCACCACUAUCGUCUUAUUCACCAUUAGUCUUAGGAAGCUCACAAGCACCGGAAAGCAUGUGCUUUAAGGCAGAGGAACCUUCACAAAUGCAGGAGAAGUCUCCUACCAUCCCAAAAGCAGAAUCUCCUGCAUGCUCUCCACUUUCUUCAGAUUCCUCAUUUAUUAUGGAAAGCUCAAUUACACCUCAAAGUUUGCCAGUUAAAGUUGAAGAACCUUCACAACAACAGGACAAGUUUUCAGUCAGUCCCAAAGAAGCUUCCCCUGCAUACUCAGCACUGUCCCCUGAAUCGGCAUUGUUAUUAGGAGGCUUAGUGCCUGCAGGAAGCCUAUCACUAAAAGCAGAGGAACUUCCCAAACAUCAAGACCACUCUCCUAUUAGUCCAAAAGCAGCUCCCCCUGCAUACUCACCACUUUCCACUGAUUCAUCGUUGUUCUUAGGAAGUUCAGUUGCUCCAAGAAGCUUACCAAUAGAAACAGAAGAACUUACAGAAUAUCAAGACAAGUCUCCUGUUAGUCCCAAAGUUUCUCCUCCUGCUUACUCACCACUUUCUUCUAGUUCAUCAUUUUUAUUAGGAAGCUCAGUAGAUCCUAAAAGUGUUUCAAUUAAAGAUGAUGAACCUACCCAAAAGCAAGACGAGUCUCCGGCUAGUUCCAAAGCAGCUUCGCCAGCAUACUCACCACUAUCGUCUUAUUCACCAUUAGUCUUAGGAAGCUCACAAGCACCGGAAAGCAUGUGCUUUAAGGCAGAGGAACCUUCACAAAUGCAGGAGAAGUCUCCUACCAUCCCAAAAGCAGAAUCUCCUGCAUGCUCUCCACUUUCUUCAGAUUCCUCAUUUAUUAUGGAAAGCUCAAUUACACCUCAAAGUUUGCCAGUUAAAGCUGAAGAACCUUCACAGCAACAGGACAAGUUUUCAGUCAGUCCCAAAGAAGCUUCCCCUGCAUACUCAGCACUGUCCCCUGAAUCGGCAUUGUUCUUAGGAGGCUCAAUGCCUGCAGGAAGCUCAUCACUUAAAGCAGAGGAACUUACCGAACAUCAAGACCAGUCUCCUGUUAGUCCAAAAGCAGCUCCACCUGCAUACUCACCACUUUCCACUGAUUCAUCGUUGUUCUUAGGAAGCUCAAUUGCUCCAGGAAGCUUACCAAUGAAAGCAAAGGAACCUGCAGAAUAUCAAGACAAGUCUCCUGUUAUUCCCAAAGAUUCUCCUCCUGCUUACUCACCACUUUCUUCUGGUUCAUCAGUUUUAUUAGGAAGCUCAGUAGUUCCGAAAAGUUUUUCAGUUAAAGAUGAGGAACCUGCCCAAAAGCAAGACAAGUUUCCUGCUAGUUCCAAAGCAGCUUUGCCAGCAUACUCACCACUUUCGUCUUAUUCAGCUGGCUUUGAAAAGAGGUGUACUUCUUCACAUUCUCCAGAACAGGAGUCUAGGAAGCUUGACUUCACAGAUGCAGACUCGUGCAAAAAGACUCUUUCACCACAGUCCCGACAUGAUGUUGACUUAUGUUUGGUCACUUCUUGUGAAUACAGGCACCCUAAAACAGAACUGUCUCCCUCCUUCAUUAAUCCCAGCCCCCUGGAAUUCUUUGCUAAUGAGGAUAACUCUCAAAAAGAUGACAAGCCUUUAACACAGUCUGGUGGAGGACAGCCCCCAUCUGGAGGAAAGCUUCAUCCAAGGCAGUGUGAUGAAACCCCACCAACUUCAAUUAGCGAGUCAGCCCCAUCUCAGACAGAUUCGGAUGUGCCUCCAGGCACUGAAGAAUGCCCUUCCAUUACCGCAGAUGCCAACAUAGACUCAGAAGAUGAGUCUGAAACUCUUCCUACGGACAAAACUCUUACAUACAGGCAUAUGGAUCCCCCACCAGUCCCGCUCAGAGACCCAGCUCCUUCCGCUCCUCACCCUGAUGUCUGCAUGGUCGACCCUGAAGCGAUCUCUACUGAGCAGAACCUAGGGAAGCCCUUGAAAAAAGAUGUCAAAGAAAAGACAAAGACCAAAAAGCAGGGCACUAAGACCAAGUCUUCCUCACCAGCAAGGAAAAGCGAUGGCAAGACUAAACCGUCUGCCAUCACAAAGACUAAUGCUGCAAAGGAAGCAUUAGAUAAGAUUUCAAAAGUAGCUUCUCCAAAGAAGAAAGACUCAACAGGAUCCAAGUCAAGUGCCAAUUCUGAUAUAAAGCAUUCUGAGGAAAAAGAUGCUAAGAAUGCUACCAAUACCUCGGCUUCAAAGGGUACAAAAAGUGCUACCACUGGUUCUGGUAAUAGUAAAGCUUCCAGUGGAGCAGCAGCUCCCCCUGGGCCCCCUGUAUACAUGGACAUGGUAUAUAUUCCAAACCACUGCAGUGCCAAGAAUGUGGAUGCUGAGUUUUUCAAGAGAGUGAGAUCUUCUUAUUAUGUUGUAAGUGGCAACGACUUGGCAGCUGAAGAACCCAGCAGAUCUGUCCUGGAUUCCCUGCUGGAGGGGAAGGCUCAGUGGGGUAACAACAUGCAGGUCACUCUCAUCCCAACCCACGACUCUGAGGUGAUGCGGGACUGGUACCAGCAGACUCACGAGAAGCAGCAGGACCUGAACAUCAUGGUGUUAGCAAGCAGCAGCACCGUGGUCAUGCAAGACGAAUCUUUCUCUGCUUGCAAGAUUGAGCUGUAAUCCCAGGAACUCCAUGGAGUCUGCUUUCCUUAAUGAACCCUUCAAUUUAAAGAACAAAAACAAAAAACAAAACAAGAAACAAACUUUCAGAUUGAUUUGAAACAGGUAUAGACAAAAAAAAAAAAAAACGUACCAUACAACUAGUUACUAACUAAUUCAGUAAUUUUUAAUAACUAAGGCACAUCUUCCUUAAACAGGAUUCAGGCUGCUGUCAAGUGAUGUAGAGUCAAUGGAAAGUGAUUUGACUGAAUUGUAGAACCAUGUACAGUGUAUCUCUUUCUUACAGGUGAUAAAACAUCAGAGUGUUGGGACAGGCACGCAAUUGCAUGUAUAAAGAGGUGGGUGAAAUCUGCACGUGCAGCAGUUUGAAUCUUGUUUGUUGGACAGGACAACGUUUUAAUUAAUAUGCAGAGGUAACCCAAGGCAUGCUCCCGCUGAAACAACUUAAACUGACUUAGUUCUUCCCGUGCUAUAAUGUCAUUUAAUCUUGAGAAACCUGCACGUUCAUUAACAACCACAAAACAGAGCAAUGGCUAGUACCCUGAAGCAAAGACCAGAGGAUAUGGGAGCACACAUUCUGGAAAAUGGGCUUAGAAAGGGACUUGAAUGUAAAAGAGGUAUUUGAUGUGCUUACUUUUUAAUGCGAAACAGCAGGUGUAAUAGACAAAAAAAAAAAAAACAGAAAAAAGGUCAGUAGCAACAUCCAUGGUGCCACAAUGUCCUUCUAACAAGCCUCUCAGCUACACAUUUUGUUUGAAAUGGUGAAAGCGAAUCUUAUUCGCAAAGAUUUUCUUUCAAGGAAUAUUUGUCCCACUGAACAAAACAAUACUGAAAGUUUUAAAAUUCAAACCUUUAAAACAUUUUCUUUUUAGAAAUCGUAACGAUAGAUGUUGACGAGUUUGUUUUCCUUUUAUAUGCAAGUUGUUGGUUGUGAUAUUAUUUUAACGUUUGGACAAUCUGUACAGCUCUGUAUGUAAGGAAGCUCUUUUUUUUUUUUAAAUAAUGUAUUUAUUGGAAUGUAAUUUGAAUUGUGGUAUUUUAAUGCUGUCAAGGUUGGUGUCAAGGCAAAGUCAAAACUGGUCUCCAGACCUAGGUGUCAGAUUGUAUUGGAAAAACACAGUUGUAAGUCUAGUUAAGAAUUUGUCUUGUUGCCAUAUUCAAGAUAAGGAACGGAAUCACUUUAAUCACUGCGUGAUUCUUACAUUCUGGCUUGAGUAUAAGAACAAUAACUCAAACCUGAGAUUUCAAGGCUGCGUGAUGGGCAUUUGCUUGAAAGGUUUGCUUAAUAUAAAGUUCUAGCAGCUACAUUCAUAGGCACUUUUGUUUUUAUUUGGCUGUUCACUGUAUUUCCAGAACUGUAUGAUUGUGUUUUCAGAAGGUAGAUGCCUUCCUAAAUAGUGACCUCAUUUGAUUUGUCUACAUUGUCUAAUUAGGAUUGUUUACUCUAAGCAAAUGUUUUGCACUUACGUUAACUUGAGCCUUUAAACCGGAGACAAGAGUAUUGUUUACUUUAAUUCUCCACUGUCCUCUGAAUAUGUUCCUACAAAUUCCUUAAUGUUUUCAUUGAUGCACUAGCUUGUAGCGCGGGCUAUAUUUCGCAACACGGAUGUAAACUUCACUUUGGCAGUAAAUGAGGUGUUGACCAAGAGCAUUUCAAUUCCAUUUCUUUUUCAAUUGGUUGGAAUAAUCAAAGUUUAAAUAUAUUUUCUUGGAAGGUGUGGAUUACUACAAUUCCUAACAGACACACAAACAGCUAAUGAUUUUAAAAGGCCGACUUAAGGCCUACUUGAAUGUGACUUGUUUGUUAACUGAGAUCAUUUCUUAACUUUUGGAAGGUUCCCUGGAUUUUUUUUUUUUUUUAAGAACUGUACUAUAAUUAUAAAUAGACUUCAGGCAGGGUGAAUGGUUUGCACAGAAUGUGCACGUGCUAUGUGUAAUAUAUUUACAUUUUGGAAAAACAAAAGGAAAAAGAAAAAAUGCUUUGAAUGGGAUGAAAGUGUGCACACCCAUGCAACAAUGUUCACUAAAAUAAAAUUAAAAAAAGUCAUACACUACACAACCCACCCUGCGUCAAAUAAAAAAAAAAGGCAAGCAAGCUCUCUUUACCACUCUCCGGACAUGUAAGGAAAUGAGCAAGAGCUUCCUGCAGUCAGCGCCUUCUGUUCAGAUUUGAAAUGUUCUGCAAAUUGUACUUUGAUAAAUGGCAAGGAUCUCCCCCCCUUGUAUUUCUGUAAAGAUACUCUCAGAGGGUAGAGACGUUACAGGGUGAAUACAGCUGGGAGUGUUAUAGAGAAGGUACUUAGUUUAACCAUGCGGAUCUCAAAAUGUGCUGCUUUCAGCUUUCAUACUGCCUCCUCUGCAAAAGAGCCUGCAAUGAAAAGUCUACACCAUCACCACUCAACACUAGCGCAAUCCAUGUAAUAAACAGGCGACUGUCACAAUAAAUACGAUCCUGACCUAAGUUAUGCUGAUAAAGAGGGAUCAUACACUUAUUUGUACACCCGGACUGAAAUUAUUUUCAGUAAUCCUUUUUUACAUUAAAGGAUAAACUGUGCAGCAAUUAUUGCUGUGUCUAGAAUAUUUGACCUGCGUUAACACGAACUAGCUACGAUAAUGCUGUUUAUAUUUGUUUGUGACAUUUUGAAUUCCAAAUCUUCUUGGAAAAUGGAUAUCCCACUGCUAUUUAAGUCUUCAACUCUACUACACAUUAAGUCCACUGCAGUUCGCACAGCAUUGAACUGCAACUUACAGUAAACACACGGUAACAAAAACUUUCAACUUUCAAACACAUGCAUGAACGUAUUACCUUUCCAUCUACAGUACACACUCCUACCAGUCUUAAAUAACCAGCUGGGAAUCGAUUCACACUACUGGCUGUCCUUCAGGGUGAUUGUUUAUGUGUCUGUCAGCAGCUGUGUGUGUGGUAUAUAUGUCUUAUAAUCCUGCAUCGUUCUAUUCUAUCCAGUCAUGUCCGUAGAGAUUAGUUUUAAGUGGAAGUAAUAUGUAGUGCUUUUCUGAUAUGUGUGUGCAAUAUCUCCCUCUCCCAGUGAGGAAUUUGAUGUAAACUACUACAAAAAAAUGAAGGAAAAAAAUUCACAAUAAAAACAAAAUGUGGAAAUUGA